UAUUGGUGGCGAAGCACCACGACGCAACUCUUUCUAACUUUUUUUUUUCUCGGAGCUGAGCCUGAGAGAGUAGUUCAUCUUCUCUACGGAUCCAACGAUGAAUCGUCUCGUUUCUUUCUUCUCCAUCGCUCUCAUCGCUUUCCUCUGCCUGCAUCUUCGUGUUCACGCUUCUUCUUCCGACUUCGAAGGUUUCGAUGCUGAAGACGACGAUGUCUUGGAAGAUUCCACUGACCUUCACCACUCGCUCCGUCCUCCUCUCGUGACUCAGUCUGAGUCAACGGUUCUGGAUCUGGAACCAUCUUCCGAAUCUGAUUCUGCUCCUGUAUCUAAAUCGGAUCCUCCCACUCAGACCGUGAAGCCUUCGUCCAUUUCCUUUGAUUACUGGGAUGAAGAUGAGUUCGAGGGACUGCCUGAGGAGGAGAAAUCCACUGAAUCUCCGGUUGUUUCCGAUAACGCUACUCCUUCCGAUUCACAGACCCCAGAUCUUGAGUCUGCUUCAGAAACUGCGGAUACUGACGUUUCGAAGAAGAAGCAAUCUUACACGGUGGAGAUUAUUUGCGUCUCUAUCUUGAUUGGUUACGCGAUCAAUUACUUCACUGGAAAACGUGAGAAUGAAAAUCUUGCUUUGGCUUGGGCUUCGAAAUUUGGUCUCAAAGAUACCAUUUUUGAGAAAAACUUCAGUUUGCUUGGAGUUGGGGAAGGAGAGGACUCGCCGUUGUUGCUUAAAGAAGCGACGAAUGUGUUUAAGUUCUACGCGAGUGGGCGUAGGUAUUGCCAUGGGCUAUUGGCGACCAUGGAGCUUAAGAGCAGACACGAUCUCAUCUCGAGGCUAUUCAACUUGGUUGUGCCUUGUAAAGAUGAGAUCAGUUUCGAGGUGUAUAUGAAUGAUGAAGCUAUGGAUCACAUUGUGUUUGCCAUGGCCAGGAAGAAGGCGGCCAAAACGAUGCACAAGGAGCUGAGGGAUCUGCAGAGAUUCGGGGGCAUGGUUCCCGUUCCCGGAGGAAGAAAGUGGGUAUCGGAUGAGUUAGCUGUGGUCUCUGAGUCUAAAGAGGUAGCUGGGGAUAUGCUCACAGAUAUUGUACUUGAACAGGUUUUUGGUGACAAGUCUUUCGAAAGGCUUGGAAAGUAUUUUAUCUCAAUGCAUUUUUCGGACCAACAUCCUGGCAAACACAGGAAGAUGCUGCUUUUCAAGUUUGCGCUGCCUGAUGCCAAAAACAUGGAGGAUAUGGUUCGGUUGAUAGCGCUAAUUCCGUAUUACAUUGACUUAGUUGGACGCUACAAGCUCAGCUCACAGGCAAAGAACAAAACUGAUGGUGCUAGACAAAAGGCGGCUCAGGAAGCGUACAAGGAACUUCAGAAUGUGAGACAGGAGGCAUUGCUGAGAAAGAAAGCCGAAAAGAAGAAAAUAUUGGAGGAGGCAGAGGCAAAGCUUAGCGCAGAGGCUCUAAGGAAGAAAGAAGCAAAGGAACGUGCACGCCAGAUGAAAAAGUCAAUGCCGAAAGUUAAGAUGAGUCGGGGUCACUAGACUCAGGCAUAGGGACAUCUCUCUCAUCUCAUGCUCGCCAUUGGAAUAGCUAUCUCUUCCUCCACUCCCCUUUUAGUCCUUUCGAUUAGAUAUUUUUCUUACCUUGAAGAAUCUCUACUUGCAGUUAAUUUUUACUUCACUACGGUUAUCCUUAUAGUGGCACUGAGGCAGUGUUUCCGAUAAUCCUCCAGAACCUCUUUGAAUCAUAAUUUGAGUUUUGAA
Molecule: messenger RNA, 1747 nt
Organism: Capsella rubella
Lineage: Eukaryota; Viridiplantae; Streptophyta; Magnoliopsida; Brassicales; Brassicaceae
Exons: 3
Coding region: 98-1525 (475 amino acids)
Biological process (GO): endoplasmic reticulum calcium ion homeostasis
Cellular component (GO): endoplasmic reticulum
Molecular function (GO): calcium ion binding
Source: RefSeq, a predicted model, not a curated record